AUGUCUCCCCGCAACCUCAAAGUACCAUCGUCGACCGGGACAGUUCCUCGUGUUGACCUCAAACAGCCUCUCAAACACAUCAACCACUCUUCCCAGACUCGCUGCUUAAAAACUGGUGAUCUCAUUCAGUUUUAUGGCCAUCACAUGGUUUGGGAUGAGCACUGUGUUUCCGAAGAUGUUGUUAUCAAGCAAGCCCCUCCUUUACUCCAGAGAGUUCUCUAG
Messenger RNA from Marasmius oreades (fairy-ring Marasmius), 222 nucleotides. RefSeq lists its product as uncharacterized. The record is from RefSeq and is a predicted model, not a curated record. The transcript has a single exon. NCBI's taxonomy places the organism in Eukaryota, Fungi, Basidiomycota, Agaricomycetes, Agaricales, Marasmiaceae. The coding region runs from base 1 to 222 and encodes 73 amino acids.